Molecule: messenger RNA, 3889 nt
Organism: Populus euphratica (Euphrates poplar)
Lineage: Eukaryota; Viridiplantae; Streptophyta; Magnoliopsida; Malpighiales; Salicaceae
Product: trihelix transcription factor GTL1-like
Exons: 3
Coding region: 643-2670 (675 amino acids)
Source: RefSeq, a predicted model, not a curated record
GGGAGAGAGAACUGACAACACAGCAUCUCAUUUGUUUUAUCAUUUCACACAACUCUCUCUCUCUCUUAAUCAUCAACAUCCUCAUAAUUUGUCAUCUCCAUUCAUUUCUCUUUCUCUCUCUAGCUAGCCUCAUCUUUUGGCAGAGUGUAGUGCAGCUGAUGAUGAUGAUGAUGAUGAUGCCCUUCUUCUAAUUUUUCUUUUUAUUCCUGGUUUUAUUGAAUUAGAAGCAAGAAAAAAGGGUUUAAAAAAUAAUAAAUCAAAUCUGAGGAAGAGGGCAGCAGCAGCUAGCACUGACUCAUAGGAAUUCUUUCUUUCUUGGCUUUUAUUUUAUCUUUUCCAGUUGUCUACUCUCUCCCUCCUUCUCUCUCUCUCCCCUUUUCUUUUCUUUUCUUUUUAAACAUCACCAAAACUUCCCUUACCCUCUCUCUCUCUCUUUGUUGCUCUCCCAAUUCUCUUAUUAUCUCUUGAAUUCUUCUCAUUUACCCUUAAUCCUCUAGAGAGGGAGGGGACAAAGGGAUCGAGAAAUCAUUUACGGACUGAAUUAUCAUCAUAGAUGAAGAGAGAUCCUCAACUUCGAGAAUCGUAAAUUUAAUAUCAAGGAAAAGUGAGUGGGGGGAGAGAGAGAGAGAGUCAAGUUCAGAGAUGCAACAAGGAGGUGGAGAAAGAGGGUCGUCACAGUCACAAUAUGGAGUGCCACACCAACAACAACAACAACAAGAACAAGGUGAUGUACCUAUAACAACUCCUUCAUCUGCUGCACUAGCAACCCACAUGCAGCAGCAAGUAGUAGAAGAAGCAUCGCCCAUUAGCAGCAGACCUCCUGCCACAGCUGCCACAACAAGUGGGGUUAUGAAUUUAGAUGAAUUCAUGAGACUUUCAGGGAGUGGUGGUGCAGAAGAAGAUAUUGUUGCUGGAGAAGAUGCAGAUCGAACAGGAGGUAUUUCUAGUGGCAAUAGGUGGCCAAGGCAAGAAACUCAUGCCCUUUUGCAAAUUAGGUCUGAAAUGGAUGCUGCUUUUCGUGAUGCCACCUUAAAAGGUCCUCUAUGGGAGGAUGUUUCAAGGAAGCUAGCAGAGAUGGGAUACAAGAGAAAUGCCAAGAAAUGUAAAGAAAAGUUUGAGAACGUGCACAAGUAUUAUAAAAGAACAAAGGAAGGUAGAGCCGGUCGUCAAGAUGGCAAAAGCUACAGGUUUUUUAGCCAGCUUGAAGCUUUGCAUAAUACUACUGGUAGUGGCGGUGCUUCUGCUAGUAUCAUCAACGUGUCUGGUGCUGCUUCUAAGCAGAUUUUCACUACAACAACAAGCAGUCUGGAUGUUGCUCCUGUUUCUGUUGGAAUUCCUAUGCCUCCUUCGUCUUCUGUUAGAAUUCCUCCACCUUCUUCUCGGGUACUUCAACCAGCUUCAAAUAUUGGCUCAAUGUUCCCUCCUGAUUUGGGGGCAACAGUGGCCGCAGCUGCUGCAGGUGCUGGCCCUGUUGGAAUCAGCUUCUCGUCGAAUGAGUCUUCUUCUUCUCCAAGUUCUGAAGACGACGAUGACGACGAAGAUGAAGAGCUAUUAGGAGGGCAACCAUCAGCUACGGCUGCUGGUACGAGUCGAAAACGUAAAAGGGCAUCAUUAUCGUCAGCUAAAGGAGAAACUCAUCGGAUGAUGGAGUUUUUUGAGGGGCUAAUGAAACAGCUCAUGCAGAAGCAAGAGGCGAUGCAACAGAGAUUUUUGGAGGCGAUUGAGAAGAGGGAGCAAGAUAGGAUGAUAAGAGAUGAAGCUCGGAGAAGGCAAGAGAUGGCUAGAUUGAGUCGUGAAGAUGAGAUUAUGGCUGAAGAACGGGCUAUUUCUGCUAGUCGAGAUGCUGCUAUUGUUGCCUUGCUACAGAAAAUUACAGGCCAAACUAUUCAUUUGCCUACGCCUGUAUCAAUGGCCCCUCCAUUUUCACUACCUCCACCACCACCACCACCAGCAGAACCGCAACCGGUUCAAGUAACGCCAUUGUUCACUGUCUCAACCCAACCACCACCAUCACAACUUAAACACAUGCCACAGUCACAUGUAACACCACAACAAAAUAUACAACAUCCACAACCACUUCCCCAACAGCAGCACCACCACCACCAACAAGGGCAUCGUCAACACCAACUACCCAUUUCUUCAGACAUAGUGAUGGCAGUCCCGGAACAACAAAUAAUACCACAGGAAAUUGGAAGUGGUGGCGGUAGUGGGAGCGAGCCAGCGUCAUCAAGAUGGCCAAAGCCAGAAGUUCUUGCACUUAUAAAGUUGAGAAGCGGGCUUGAAACCAAAUACCAAGAAGCUGGGCCUAAGGGGCCACUUUGGGAAGAAAUAUCAACAGGAAUGCAAAGGAUGGGCUAUAAAAGAAGUGCCAAAAGAUGCAAAGAAAAAUGGGAGAAUAUCAACAAGUACUUCAAGAAAGUAAAAGAAAGUAACAAAAAUCGCCCAGAAGAUGCCAAGACUUGCCCUUAUUUUCAUGAGCUUGAUGCCCUUUAUAGGAAAAAGAUUCUUGGUGGAAGUGGUGGUGGUGGUGGAAGCACCUCUACUAGUGGCUUUGACAGCCAAAUUUAUAGGCCAACAAUCGGCCCAGAGGAACAGCCUCAUAUGUCAAUAGUCUUUCUACUAGGAAGAGUGGUUAUUUUAUGCAUCGGUCAUCAUACACUACCAAUCUAACAUUCGAAGACAUGGAGCCACCAUGAAACGCCUUCUUCACGAGCUUUAUGUUUCAGAUUUUUUGUUUCUAAUGCUCAAAAGCUACUUCACAAAAUGACAGAAGUGUGGCAAGUUGUUUCAAAAACAACAGAAAAUAUUAGUUCCUGGGACUGCUACAGACAUCUAAAACUAUCAUCUGUAUGCAGAGUGCCCAGCAACCAGGAUCAAGCACUACGUGCCAUCAACCAUUAUGCUUUGGUACUCAAAUCCCCAAGCAAAAAUCAGUAUAGUUUAUAGCUAAAACAUCAUUUCCACCGUAAUAGUGCUGAGUGCACCAAAUGAUUCUAUCCACUGAAUUAUUGCUGUGAUCCAGGAAGAAAAAGGUAUGAUAAUUCCAUGGCUGGAAGAAUGUGGUACAUUGACAAAAAAGCUUGCUUAGGAUUGAAGUUGCAAGAAAAUAGGUAGACUUAUUAGCUGCAUCAAAUGAGAAUAGCAGAUUCUUUUAAAAUCAUGGCAUUUGUGUAACUCAAAAAUGUGGAAAGCAUGAUCAGAUGAUUGAUAAUGACCAAUGGCGAGCCAAACAAUUAUCAGAAGUUAAGAUUGCAGAUUUAAUGACACCACAGGACCAUAAAUAAAAAAGCAGGAAGAUAAUGAAAAUAAAUACUCUUCAUUAGCCAGGUCAAGGUAAAUUCAUCAGCGGGCUUCCUGGUUGCAAACAAAAAGUCCACAUGUUUGAUCAAUUUGUAUGUCUUCAAGUCAAAGAAAGGAAGUUAAUUUCUUUGUUAUUUCCUUUAUUGACUCCAGCGCAGUAAACUUGGAAAUCCUCCUAAUCGGUCCAACUACAAUUUUAAGGAAACAACUCCUUCACAAGGCACAAUGCAAUGAACCUGCAGCUACAAUAUUUUGAACCAAGCCAGAAUGCUCAAAAAAAAAUUCUUCCACUAAAUUCUAAUCACUUCAGACAGCAAUUUCAUGAUUCCCCAUCAUACUGGAUAUCCAAACCUACCCAAGAUAAAUUACAGCCACGGACAUCUUUGAAAAUUUCACACCCCUUUAUUUAUGUCUCAAAUCAAAAGAAAUGAGUUCAGUUAACAUAGUCAUGGCGCUAAUUAUCUGAAUAAUCUCUUGAUUUCAAUGCAUCUCAUCCAAAUUUAUUCCAAAUCAUUAUCGUUUUGCAUCCAAAACGCUAUAAAGGCCAGAGCUCAGGCAACAUGUUAAAAACCAGAAAAGCCAGGAUUGC